This is a messenger RNA of Larimichthys crocea (large yellow croaker), 8447 nucleotides long. RefSeq names its product GATA zinc finger domain containing 2B (gene gatad2b). The transcript has 12 exons. Gene Ontology annotation, biological process: negative regulation of transcription by RNA polymerase II. The coding region runs from base 861 to 2885 and encodes 674 amino acids. Gene Ontology annotation, cellular component: NuRD complex. Gene Ontology annotation, molecular function: sequence-specific DNA binding. NCBI's taxonomy places the organism in Eukaryota, Metazoa, Chordata, Actinopteri, Sciaenidae. The record is from RefSeq and is a predicted model, not a curated record.
AUGUAAGAUGAUGCAUUUGCACCGUAAUAACCGGCUGCAGGUGCAUGCGGCUGAUCAUAUUCAUAUGACAAUAUGUUUGAUCCGUUUCUAGUGCAGGAGGCUGCAGGAUGAAGUUUUUCUUUGUCAGCACAGACAGCAGACAGCCUGCAGACGGCUGCUGCGUUUUGCAUAGGAGUAAUGACGUUUCCUAUCACCCCUCUGCACCGCUGUCACAGCUCUGUUUGCCCCGUGUUGGGUCUUUGUCAUGCACAUGUGUGCAUAGGAACCCGGGAUAACUAGACAUAAGGGUUAUCCGGUGUUAAUGUGGCAACCUUGUUGUUGAUCCUGAUCCCUGACUUCGGUUAAGGAAGCCGUCUCGACUCUACGUUAAAGAAUUCAUCUAGAAAUCCUGUCACGACCCGGUUACUUUAAUGAACGUGAACGAACACAUUGUUUCUUUAGCCCCAUUGGAGUUAACAUGGCUCUCCAUCCAGACACAGACAACAACACUACUACCAGCCAAUCAGAUCUCUCCCUGUCUCCGCCGCGGAAAUGAACGACCAAUCACCCGCCCGAGUGCUCCCAGCGAUAACGGCCGGCGGACCAAUCAGCUGUCUGUCUGGAUGUGCUGGAGGGGGAGCUCGCAGCCAAUCAGCUGUCUGUCUGGGCUUCACGGAGAGGCCCGCCUGACCAAUCAGCUCCCUGUCUGGCUUGCACCGAGGGGGUGAGCGUCUGCCGAGGCCCAAUCAACGGCUCAGUGCUGCCUGCCGGUGCCGGGGAACUGGUGGUGAGGGAGCCGCUGCAGAGCGCGUCAGGACCGGACCGUGAACCCGGAGACGGUACGCACCGAGGCGAAAGGAGACAUAAGGUGCUCAGGAAACAUGUCGGACAGAAAACACAGAGGACGGGACAAGUUCUGGAUGGAGCGGAUGUCUGAGGAGGCGCUGAGGCUCAACCUGCUGAAGCGAGGCCUGGAGUCACCCAGCGAGCGCGAGGAGGCGUUGGCCAAGCGCCUCAAAAUGGAGGGCCACGAGGCCAUGGAGCGCCUCAAGAUGCUGGCGCUACUUAAACGCAAGGACCUCGCCGACCUAGCGGCCCUGGAGGUGGCUGGGCCACUCGGAGACGGGAAGGGACCCGGAGCGAGCAGCCUCCACCACCAGAGCCUAAUGGGCGCUGCUUACGAGGAGAAGCUGAACGGGAGCUUGAGGCUGGGCGGCCACGGCGGCCACGUCGGACCCAGCAAGAACGGGAAGGAGAACAUGAUGGAUGAGCCCGUGGAUAUGAGCGCAGGGAGAAGAUGUGAGGCGGACCAUGACAGACGAACUCCGUCUCCGGACGUCAUCAUCCUGUCAGACAACGAGGCGUCCAGUCCCAGAACGACUCCUCGCCCCGAGGAGCGCCUGCACCAGGCCAACCUGGACAUGUUCAAGGGUAAGACAGGAGAGGAGAGGCAGCAGAUGAUCAAAGCUCUGAGAGAGGAGCUGCGUCUGGAGGAGGCUCGCCUGGUGCUGCUCAAGAAGCUCCGACAGAGUCAGAUGCAGAAGGAGAACGUGGUGCAGAAGGUCCCGGUGGUCCAGAACGCCGCGUCCUCUGUGCAGCCUCCUCCCAUCCACAGCUCUCCUGGCCUGGGGAAGCUUCCCGUGAGGCCGGGCCUGCACAACCCAGAGCCCCAAAACCUCCGCACUGCACAGGGUCACACAGUCAUCAGGUCAGCAGCCAAUGCCAACCUGCCGCCCAUGCUGAUGUCCCAGCGAGUGAUCGCCCCAAACCCCGCUCAGCUGCAGGGCCAGAGGAUCUCCUCCAAGCCCGGGAUGUCUCGCUCCAGCUCCAGCAUGGCCAAUCCAGUCAGCUACCAACAGGCCAGCCAGCAGGUGGCGGCUUCCCAGCGCUCCGGCUCCAGCGCCAUGUACAUGAACCUUGCCCACAUGCAGGCGGCGGCAGCAGCGGGAGCCGGCGGGGUUGCGGGUGGCCUAGGCGGAGCUUCGGCCGUCAGCCCGUCCACCAUGUCCAGCUCGGCCAGCGGAGGAGUGAGCUCCAUGGCCGACCAGGCCAGCAGCCAGGCGGCGGCCAAGCUGGCCCUGAGGAAGCAGCUGGAGAAAACCCUGCUGGAGAUCCCUCCACCCAAACCCCCCGCCCCACUUCUCCACUUCCUGCCCUCCGCCGCCAACAGCGAGUUCAUCUACAUGGUGGGCCUGGAGGAGGUGGUGCAGAGCGUGCUCGACAGUCAGGGUAAACUCAGAGGGACGCUGGCCCGCAUGGAGCCUUUCUUCUGCGCCCAGUGCAGAACUGACUUCACCCCGCACUGGAAGCAAGAGAAGAGCGGGCGAAUCCUCUGCGAGCAGUGCAUGACGUCCAAUCAGAAGAAGGCUCUGAAGGCGGAGCACACCAACAGGCUGAAGAACGCCUUCGUGAAGGCCCUGCAGCAGGAGCAGGAGAUCGAACAGAGGCUGCAGCAGCAGGCGGCCCUCUCUCCCAGCUCGGCCCCUACAGGCCCCAACGCCUCCAAGACUGACACCAUGAUCCGGCAUCAUGCCCUCCGCCAGGUACACGCUCCCCAGCCUCAAGCCUCCCUCCAGCGAGGUCUGUCCAACUCGGCGCGAGGCGUCCUGUCCAACUUCGCCCAGGCCUCCCAGCUGUCAGUGGCCAGCAGCCUCAUGGGAAUGACUAGUGCCAAGCACUGUGGCAGCGGAGGCAGCAGCAGCAGUAGCAGCAACAGACUGCAGCACGACAGCCGUCGCCAGAUCUACAACAUCCCAGGUACGUACUGUGGGUUAAAUAUCGCCUAUCUGAACCCAGCGGCGGUUGGAGCCCACAAGAGCUCCAGCUUAGCGGACCGGCAGAGAGAGUACCUGUUGGACAUGAUCCCACCUCGAUCCAUAUCGCAGUCCAUCACCGGACAGAAAUGAGCCCCGCCCCGCCCAACCCUGCCCUCCUCUUCUUCUGAAGCCACCACCCCUUCCUCCCUUCCUCCCCCCUCCACACCCUCCUCCUCCUCUUACCCCCAUACUGAAGCACUCCCAGAUCAACCAACAUCCCCCCCGACUCCCACCCACCCUCCUCCCCCCAUCGCAUGCAGUGCCUGUCCGUGUGCCUACCUUUAAAAAAAAGAAAAAAGAAAACCCAUGAGAAACCCACCAAGUCGGACAAAGACACUAAACUGUCAGUGCAUCUCAAAUGUUCUUAUUAUAGUAAAAAUCUUCUUCGUCAGCGUUAACGAUUAUAAUUCCCAUUAUUAUCGCUGUUGGUAGCACUAUUAUUAUUAUUAUACCUGCAACUACCAUUUUCGCUUCAGUUACUAUUACUCAUUAUGCUUUUUUUUUGUUUUUCUUUUAUAAGUGUUUGGUCCAUUUCUUUUUUGUUUUUGUUUCUCCGCUGUCGUCUCCUUUUUUUACUUUGGGGAGUGACGGCGAGUCAUCGUAGGGCCGCGUUUAGGCCGCAAUCAUAUAGGACUUCUUUUUCUCUCCACUCGAUUUUUAUUUUCUUUUUUUUUAUUAGACGUGACUAUUGCUAGUAACAGAAGAUCAACAGGGUGCAUUCUGGUUGCUAUGCAACAUAAAGUUUUAACAAAAAAGCUUUGUAAAAAGUGUUAGCUCGCUAACUUGAAGUAACAAAGUGGAAAAUACUGAUAGGAACGACGACGACGACAAAAAGAAGAAGAAACACGCGCACACAGACAAUAUUAAGUUAGUGACUGCUCUGCUUGCUCUUGAAAAGAGGAUGAAGAGCGCGUGGAGAAGGAAGCAGGCGGAGGUCGACCUUCGACCCCGGAGUUUCUCGUGGACGCCCGCCCGCCACCAUCCGAGCGAAUUAACUGGAAAUGACACAAAGGCGAAGACGUGUACAAAAAGAGAAUCCUAUGUGAUCGCAAGUUGUUUUGUUUUUGUUUUCCUUUGCUAGUCGGCUCCCGCCAUCCUCCAUCGAAUCUUCAUUUCAGACGUCAGCUCCUCCUCUGUUACACUUUCUUUUUCUCUUUUCAAAACCCGUUACCAAGGCGGACGGACGGACGGACGCGGGGUCAUACUGUAAAGUUGUGCUAAUCAGGACCGACAGACAGACGCAGCGACGUCCCCCCGAACCUGCCACCCACCUUCAGCGGAAACCAGCAGUCGACACGGACUCCAGCCCGAGACCGACGGGAGCUUGACAAAAGGCGCCGAAAGGAUUGGUCGUCUACAAACGAUGGUCUCCGGUUCCAUCUCAUCUCACUUACCUGCUCCUCCCCCUUAAACCCCUUCUCCACCAUGCCCCUCCCUCCCUCCUCUUCCUCCUCCUCCUCCUCCUCCUCCUCCUCCACCCCCCUCGAUACCUUUGGGUUAACCAGUAUGCACAGACUGAACCCUUUUUACCCAGCAGCUCCUUCUUCGGCAUCAACGUUCUUUGGAGAAAAAAAAAAAAACAAACUCACGAUCUGAAGGGUCGGAGCCACAUCUCGUGUGCGUCCGAAACGUCCCGCAGAUUUAAUUGUAUCUACAAACCUAGAAGAAAUCUGGGUUUCCUUUUCUUGUUCUAUUUGGGUUUUUAAGAUUUGUUUUCCUCCUUCUCCUCCUCGUCCCCCACGACGACGAACCUCCCCCCCCUCUUCUUCAUUUGGUUUAUUUCUUUGUCUUCUUUUGUUUUUUGCGGCGUCUCCUGAUGAAACGGUGGCGUACCUGAGAGGUAUCAGCCGCCCGGAGACGAUAAUAAUCAACAUAGCUAAAAACAGAAACUAUUGAAAUAUCUGUAUGGAUUAUGUAUAGAUACCUAGCUUCAGAGGAGAGAGAGAGAAGAGAGAAAACAAAAAAAAAAGGAUGUGGAUUAUAUCUUUUAUGGGAGAGAGACAUGGAUCAAUCAUUGUGUGCAUGCUCUGCACACAAGUCGCCUCACUCCAGAGGAGCACUUUGCAUAUUUCCAAUUGGAAAAAACAUGUUUUUGUUUUUGUUUUUUAAGAAAAAGGAUGUUACAGUUGAGAGCGGCUGAGGUCUGGAUGCCGACCAACCAACUCCAGAGAAGUCAGGCGGAGACGUCUUUACGAGUAAUUGUGGGAUUGCAUCGAGGUGUCGUUUUUAACUUGCCAGUGUUGAUCUCUGCAAAUGUCGGACCAGCAUCAGUUACAGGGUGCCGCUGACUCGCGGUCUGGAGAACCCCCAGCAAUAACUAGUCAGUUUGAAAGGUCCCAAACUUAGACCUGACCCAACGAAGGCUCACUCAACGGUAAGAGUUUAGACCCCAAGAGAACAAUCGCUCAUAUUGGCGUAACCCCACAACAACAACGUAACGUGCACUAAACAAACGCGUCGCCGGUUUCCUCGGUUUGCAGUAGCUCAGGCAUUUCACAAAAAGCAGUGUUCAGUCAGCGUGCAGUAUUAUUCAGAGAGCGUGGCGACACAGGAGGCCGCGAAGGCGUUUCAGACUCCGAGGGAGACGCAAAACGAUUCGAGCUUCAGCUUUACAAACGCGUCUCAGGCGGGCUGAUCCGUGUCAGGAAGGAGCACAGAGGUCAGGUCAAACACGCCGUCUGGCAGCCGUGUUGGAUUCGUUCGGUUAUUGGAUGCGUCUGUCGUGUUUAUCUUUGAGUUUCCGUGCAGUCCAUUGGUUGUUUUUCACUUAUCUUGUAAAAGUCUGUGCAGAAAUCUGCGUUCGUCUUAAUUUAGCACUUCUAAAGCUGAGUGAAGUCUCAGUCUCCGGUUAAAACUCUUUCGAACAGUGGCAAUAUUUAAAACGUGUUUUAGCUUCUCACCAAAGUAGUUACAAUACUACUCUAAAAUAGUUAAAAUACGGAGAGCACUUCACGUCAGAACUGGUUAGUUUUUAAUCGGAACAUAAAUACUCAGAACAAAAUUUAAAUUUAAACGUUUUAACACAACUGUCUUUUGUUGGGUGACUUCGUUUUCUAACUCUUCACUUUUACUGUAAUGUUAUAAAUUUAUCCUAUCCUCAAAUAAUACGGAAGCCCCGAGCGGUCAGACGUUCAUUCAUACAUUUUAUUUCCUUUUCUUGUAUUUCUGAGUUAAUUUUUUUUUCGAGAUAAAUCAUUGCAGGAAACAUUCAGUGUAGCAAUGUCAGAGGAGCAGGAGCAGUGAUUUAAUAUACGAAACUACUUUAGUUUUCUCCAGAUCUUGAAAUAAUUAUGGCAUUAUCUCGGAAAAACAAAGUGAGAUCUCGAGGAAAUUAUCCCAUCAUCUCCUGAGAGAAUAAAAUGUAUGAAUGUUCGUCCGCUUCGGGCUUCCGUAUAAUGCGGCUCCACCACCAGGUAGAGAGAUUUGGUUUGUGUUUUUUAUUAUUUAAUCCAGCCCGGCUGUCAGACGGAAAAUCAGUUUGAGGAAUCCAGACCGGCCCGUCAGCGCAUCCGACGACUAACAGCCCGGAAAGACUUUUGGGCCACGACUAUGAAACUACCUAGGAUUAGAUUCAGAGACGUAAACUGACGUUUACACUUAAAAAAACAUCGUUUUUUUUUAUUAUAUAUAAUAAAAAAUAUAUAGAAAAAACAUGAAUCAAUUUUCCCUUUUUUGGUGAAACAGUUGGAUUGGAUGUAGAGAUAUAUUUUCAUGUGUUUCUAACGUCUGGGGUAAAAAGAAAAAUUCCAAAAAAAAACCAAACAAAAAAAAGAUUUUUACAGCCACUCACGGUUUUAAUUUAAAAAAAAAAAAAAACAUGCAUCUCCUUUUUGCUGCCAAGCCGAAGUUUAAGAAAGGUAAAGACAAAAAAUAAUUAAAAUAAAAAAAAAAAAGCUCCUGUCUCUCUUUGCUCUUUUUGCAGAUGCAUCCACACACCUUUGUAUUUGGACUGCAGGUUCUUUUCAAAAUUUCAAUUUUUAGAUUUAAAAAAAAGAAAAAGUCACUUCUUCUUUUUUUUUUUGUUUUUUUGUUUAUUUUUUUGUUUUUUUUCUGACGUCUCGAUUGAGUUCACUUUUUUUUUUGUUUCCUUUCUAUUGCAGUUUAAGAAAAAACAAAACAAAAAAAAUUAAACAAAUGUAUUGACUAUGAAAUAAAUGACACGAUAUUUGCUAGGUUUGAAGUAAUAAUGACUUAUUGUACAUAAGCAUUUUUUUUCCUCCCUUGUACUGAAAAAAGAAAUUAAAUGGUUGUAUAUUGUGUAGAAAAGCAAACAAAAAGCCAUGAAUAUUGUGAAGCUUGUCAUUUCGUUUUGUGAUCACUGUGUAUUAUUGUGUAACAAAUGUGCAAAAUGUUUGGGAUUUCUUUUAUUUUAUCCCUCUCUCCACGCCCUUCCUCCUCCUCCACCUCCUCCUCCUCCUCCUCCUCUGCUUCUUGAUCUCCCUGGAUGCAUUUCGCUUUGGUUUGUGGACUGCUUAAGAGUUUGCAGGAAAGUGCUCACUGGUUCAGACAGACGGUCGAACGGAGACGUCUGAAUAUUUUAUUUUGUUUUUGUUACAGAGUCGUUUCCUCGAGAUUAAAAAAAAAAAGCACUUUGAAUGUUUCACUGUGUCUGUCGGAUUACAUGGACGCGAACUCCUUUCCGAACUGAUGACGGACUGGUGUUGGUUUUCUUUUUUUGCAAGUUUGCUACAAAUCAUGCAUCAUUCAGGCGAAUGAUCCUUGUGGCAACAACCCAGAGUUUCGACCCUGACCUCCUGUCAUUCUUCAGCUGUCGACUUAAACAAUCAAGGUUCAGAAGUUUAGGAUAAAAUGUUGCUGGACAGAUGAAGAAUGAAAAGUAGGAAUGUCUUGGAGUCGAUUCUGGAAAGAGAGAUACAUGAUCUGUAUGCUAGAGGGAGUAAGUGAGAGGAUAUUUGUAAUUUUAAGGGACCUUUAAAUUCGAGUGUUUUAAUGAAUGAGAAGAUGUAAAAAAAAACACAAGAAAUAAAGGAAAAUAUAAGUGGACGGCGAGGAACGAUCAGUCGUGUCUUGAUUUGUGGUAAAUGAGCUUGAACGUCGGUUUUAUACAAAAAGUUUGGCACUAAAUUUUCCCUCCAUGUUAUGAUCUUACAUCAGUGAAACUUUGGUCUGAUCUUCUUUAAGAUGUUUUUGUUUUUUUAUUUGAAUCCUGAAUCAGUGAUCGCUUUUUUUCCUUACGAACGCGUACGGUCCUCGAACAGUUUGGCUUUAUCUUCUUAUUUAGUUGUUGUUGCUUAAUGCAGGGAAACAUUUUUAAUUGCAAAAAAAAUCAAAAAGUUUUAUCCAGUUUUUUUCAAUUUUACCUGUAGAAGCGUUUCUUUCUCUUUAUUUUUUAUUUUUGCAUAAUGUUUGACAAUGUUUGAACUAAACAUCUGGGGGGGGGAGAAGCAGAAACAGACGACGAUGAAAUCGACCGAGACUGAUUAAAAGUCUAUUUUGUUUUGCUUACAUCAAUCCUGACCUUUUGCACAUACUUGAUAUUUAACGGUCUUCAAAAAAGUAAAAGAAAAUAAUGCUGUUUGAAUACUGCCAGUUGAUUGACAAUUAUGCAUUGAUUGAAAAAAUAAGCUAAUUUUGGAGGAAAUAACUUUGUAAUAUUUAUCUCUUGCAAGCUAUGUUUAAUAAAGGUUGAAA